AUGACUCUUCAGUUGGAAGGAAGAGUUGUCGGUUGGACUGAAUUCGUGAGCUGUCCUCAUCGGAAACCGAAUGAGAAUUGUUUAAGAGUAGAAGCAGUUCAAUUGCGAUACGACAUCUUCGACUUAUUCUCCUGCAACUUCAAUGAAUCUUUGUUGGACUUUCAUCCUUCGUGGGGCAGACAUCGUCAGAGCGAGAAAUGGUCUUUCACGAAACAGCGCACGAAUACACUAAACCAAUGCACACUGGAGAAGUGGGUUGACCUCGUUGUCGCAACUCGGUCUUGUUGUCAGGGCGACUUAGCAGAAUGCACCGAGUCCGAAGUCGUCGGCCAUAGUAGUUGUCAUGAUUCCCAGCAUCAGAGAAUAAGAAUACUCACUGAUGCUGCCGAUUACGAUGUCGGCGAAACGUUUAAGAAUGUACCAAGUCCACUGUCUGAUGCUGGGAAUCAUGACAACUAA
This is a messenger RNA of Protopolystoma xenopodis, 459 nucleotides long. Lineage: Eukaryota; Metazoa; Platyhelminthes; Monogenea; Polystomatidea; Polystomatidae. The record is from the annotation of a GenBank genome assembly.